Papaver somniferum (opium poppy) is the source of this 1116-nucleotide messenger RNA. RefSeq names its product bax inhibitor 1-like. The record is from RefSeq and is a predicted model, not a curated record. Gene Ontology annotation, cellular component: membrane. Bases 105 to 851 code for a protein of 248 amino acids. NCBI's taxonomy places the organism in Eukaryota, Viridiplantae, Streptophyta, Magnoliopsida, Ranunculales, Papaveraceae. Gene Ontology annotation, biological process: negative regulation of apoptotic process. The transcript is spliced from 6 exons.
GGCAUCAGCUAUAAUAGAGUUUUGGUUUCUCUCCGGGAAAAGACUUUCGUUCAUAAACAGGAUUUGCAAAUUAGGGUUCGUGAUUUUGUUCUAAAGAAAAGAAAAUGGAUUCGUUCGCAUCGUUUUUUCAAGGUCAACAAUCUUCUCGAAACAGUUGGAGUUAUGAAUCUCUCAAAAAUUUCAGACAGAUUUCACCCGUCGUUCAGAAUCAUCUCAAACUGGUUUAUCUCUCUUUAUCCUGUGCUUUGAUAUCUGCUUCACUUGGUGCUUACCUUCAUAUUCUUAUGAACAUUGGAGGUUUACUUACAACAUUUGCAUCCGUGGGAUGCAUUCUGUGGCUAAGCAUGACUCCUGCAUUUGAGGAGAAGAAGAAAGUUGGUCUGUUAAUGGCUUCUGCUCUCCUUCAAGGGGCUUCUAUUGGUCCUCUUAUUCAGGUGGCUGUGGAUAUUGACUCUAGCCUUAUUAUAAGCGCCUUUGUGGGGACUGCAAUAGCUUUUGCUUGUUUCUCAGGAGCUGCAAUGUUAGCAAGGCGUCGUGAAUAUCUGUACUUGGGAGGUUUUCUGUCAUCGGGCAUCUCUCUGUUGUUCUGGUUAUCAUUUGCCUCUUCUAUCUUUGGGGGUUACGCGGCUGUCUUCAAGUUUGAGUUGUAUUUUGGAUUGCUGGUGUUCCUGGGUUACAUGGUGGUAGACACCCAGGAGAUUAUUGAGAAAGCUCACCUUGGGGAUCUUGAUUACGUCAAUCAUUCAUUAACCCUAUUUACCAAUUUGGUGGCUGUGUUUGUACGUGUUCUUAUCAUCAUGUUGAAGAACGCAUCCGAGAAAGAAGAGAAGAAGAGGAAGAAGAGGAGUUAAAUGGAAGGCCUGGGAUGUGUGACCUAAUAAUAAUGUACAGAAAAGAACAAAAAAUAUCUUGAACCUCUGUCUUAUAUCCUUUAUCAAGCUUUUUGCCACAUGAUUUCAUGUUAACAAGUUUGUAUUAUGCUAUUAUCUUACUGCGUAGGGUUUCCUUAAAAAUUGGGCUUAAUUCGUAGUGUUGCAGUGUUACAUUUUCAAGGAACUUACUGCGUAGGGUUUCCUUGAAAAUUGGGCUUAAUUCGUAUUGUUGCAAUAUUUUCAA